GCGACCCGUCUUGCCGGAAAACACCAUUCAUUCAUCAAUAAAAAAAAUCUAAUAUAGCGGGGAGUUGUUUGUUCGUGUAUCAUAAUGAUUAUAUAUAACGGUAUUUAAUUCUUCUGCUGUCUAUGGUCUUCAUCGGAACUCACUGGCAAAAACACUGCAGUUUUCGAAGAAGUGAUCGUGCAAGACUGCAGAGCAGUGCAAGCCUUUCUCUGUGCGAGUCUGCCCAGUCAAUAUGACAACGGAACAAGUUUCAACUGCUUCUGUUGCUAUCGAGCAGAAACUUCAAGAAGAUGUUUUCCAACAAGAAAUUGGCCAAGACAAGACUCAAGAUGAGGUAUUAAAUGAAAUAGAUUCUGAUGUGAAUACCAGUUCUCAAGCAACAACAGAAGUGAUUGAUCGUAGCCAGAAUCAUGGAGAGAUUUCUUUUCAGGAAGAUUCAGCACUCACAAAUUCCGAAGAGCUACCUUCAUCACAGACCACAGCAGAAGAAAUGUGCAAUAUUGAGCCACAAGGUGACAUAUCUGGAGAACAAGCUUCAACACUCACAAGUUCAGACGAACAACUCACACCAAAAGUAUCACCAGCAGGCACCUCUGCUAUCGUAAUGGAAGCAGCAUCUAGCUCUACAAGUCAUGAAGAAUGCAGUGAGGAAACCAGAGAACAGUUGGACUCAGCUAUUGCGAUGGAAGCAGCAUCUAGAUCUCCAAGUCAUGAAGAACUCUGUGAGGAAACCAGAGAACUGUUGCAUUCUGAAUUGGAUGCAACUAGUUCUGACCAGGUUGAGAAAGUAACAAUUACGAAUAGUCAUACCUCGCACUUGAGAAUAAAACUCAGAGACAGAUCUCCAGCUUGCCCAACAGUGGAUGAGAACCUGCAGGGGAAGCCACCACCCCGUGGACGUGGACGGCCUCCUGGAAGGGGACGUUCCCCCGGUGGUGGACGUCCCCGAGGACGGCCUCCGGGAACUGGGCGUCCCAGAGGACGCCCUCGCAAGCCGGUGGAAGAAAACGAGAACCUUCAAUGUAGUGUGUGCCAGAAGGAUUUUUCUAAUAGACAUAAUCUGAGGAAUCACAUGAGGAUUCAUAUCAUGGAUAAACCCCUGCAGUGCCCGGUGUGCGGGAAGGGUUUCUGCUUCAAGUCAGACUUUGAGCGUCAUAUGAGAAUCCACAGCGGGGAGAAGCCGCACCGUUGUGAAGAGUGUGGGAAGGAAUUUACCCAAAGAAGCCACCUCUCGGAUCAUAUGCGGAUUCACACGGGGGUGAAGGAGCAUCAGUGUCCUGUCUGCAAGCAAUUCUACGCCCGGAAAACCCAUCUCAAGACUCACAUGCGGAUCCACACUGGUGAGAAGCCUUACGCAUGCACUCUCUGCGAAAAGGCGUAUUCCCGAAGGAACGAUCUCAAGAAGCACAUGCGUUCCCACACGGGAGAGAAAGCCCCCCACGUGUGCUCCGUGUGUGAGAAGGGGUUCUCACACAAGAGUCAUCUGGCUCACCAUAUGAAAUGCCACACCGGAUCCGAACCGUUCCGUUGCUCCGUCUGCAACAAGGGUUUCCUCUUCAGAUCUGAUCUGAUAAGACAUGAGAGGAUCCACAGCGGUGAGAAACCACACAGCUGCAAGAUCUGUGGCAAAGUUUUCGGCCAGCGAUGUCAUUUAACUGAUCAUAUGCGCACCCACACCGGCGAAAGACCACAUAGAUGCUUGUUGUGCGGUAAGGGGUUUUUCCGUAAAAAUCAGCUUACGGCUCAUAUGAAACAUCAUGCGGGUGAAAUGCUACCUGUAAACUGUGCUCUCUGCGGUAAGGAAGUCCCCAUUGAGAAUAUAGAACACAUACCGGAAUAUUGCGUUGACUGUUGUAAGAAACUCCUGUCGCAGGGCGAUGCCACGCAGGGGGUCAGAGCGCAAGAAGGCCCACUCCCAUUCAACUGCCUCGAGUGUGACAAGAAGUUUUUAUUGCAUUCCCAACUUCUGGAACAUGUGAAGUCACACACAGACAUGAAGCCGUUCCACUGUCCAGACUGUGAUCACCAAUUUGAUAAGGCAUCUGAUUUUAUAGAUCAUAUGGAAUUGCAUGACAGUGGAAAGUCUUUCCAGUGUCUAGACUGCUUUCAGAAAUUUCCUUUGCGUUCCGAACUCAUGAGCCACAGGCAAACGCACAAAAAAGAUAAGUCGUUCAAUUGUUCUAAGUGCACGGAGAAGUUUCACACAGAGUCCGAUCUGACCACCCAUGAGAAGUCGCAUCGGGAUGAAACGCCUUUCCCACCUACCCAAUGCAACAACAAAUUUGAUAUCGAAGCUGAUCUUCGGACGCACAACAAGUCAUAUCGGGAAGAAAAGCUGCUCCAUUGUUCAGAGUGCAAAAAGCCAUUCAAAGUAGAGUCCGAUCUUCUUGUCCAUGAGAAAUCCCACCUCAAGGAAAAUCUGUUCAGUUGCCCCGAGUGUGAUACGAAGUUUCCCGUACAGGAGAACCUCAUGGUUCAUAUGAAAAUGCACAAAGGUGAAAAGCCUUUCCAUUGCCUUGAGUGCAACCAGAAAUUCCUCUUGCAGCGUGAUCUGUUGGACCAUGUGAAAACUCAUCCAGGAGAAACCUCAUAUUAUUGCUUAGAAUGUGAUAAAGGGUUCAGUACAGAAUGGGAUCUGAUGAGCCAUGUCAGUAUACACACUGGAGAAAACUAGUGAACAAUUUUCCCUACUGCUUGUAUAUUCUACAGUAGAGGGCAGUAUUGCUGCAUAUUACAUAGGUUAUAUCGAUUCGAAUCAGUGUUAGGUCAAUACGCCGUGAUCAUUACUGUAAGGAUCGCAUUUGUUAUAUUAUUUCUAGGUUUUGACGUCACCUCGAUGGAUAUAACUGCCUUGUAUUGUAAAUGGGGGCAAUAUAUUCACUGAGGUGACAUCACUCAUUGCUUAUAAGCCAAGUAAUCAGGUAUUUCAUUUGAUAUAAUCACUUGUACAUGUAUGUACGUGUAGAUUGCCUGAAGCAUGCGCAAGCUGUGUUUUUCUAUCAUAGAUAGAGUUAUGAUUGAUCCAAUCAAUCAUAACUCUAUGGAUAUCCAUCAGUGGCCAUUAGUCUGACAGAAGAAUAACUAAAAGCGUUGUCACCAAAAACGUAUGGAUUCUAGUGUUAGGGGUCAUUGUAUAACUGAAUAUCAUUUCAUUUCUCAAGAAGGGCAUAAGUUGUUUUUUACAAAAACAUCAACUCUAAACUUGAAAUCACACAUUGUUUUGGGCCACACCCCAUUUUACAUCCACUGUAAAGUAUGCGUGUUUAUAAUGAGUAUCGUGUUACUGUUAUCUAUUGUAAAAGAGACGCUUCUAUCUCCUUUAUUGUUCACUUGCAUGUAUAAUAUUAUAAAGCACUCAAAAGUGUAGCUUACAGCCUCACAAUCUAUCCAAUACAAAGAAAUAGAAUGUUUGCACUACUCGUGUUUACUGCAGAAUUGGGGGGUACCUUCUUUGUGACUAGCUACUCCUUAACCAUCAAUUACAUGUAAUCAGGGGCUGCGGAACUGGGGGGGCUCCAACAAU
This is a messenger RNA of Lytechinus variegatus (green sea urchin), 3523 nucleotides long. Its product is annotated as zinc finger protein 345-like. NCBI's taxonomy places the organism in Eukaryota, Metazoa, Echinodermata, Echinoidea, Temnopleuroida, Toxopneustidae. Bases 233 to 2674 code for a protein of 813 amino acids. Gene Ontology annotation, molecular function: DNA binding. The transcript is spliced from 5 exons. The record is from RefSeq and is a predicted model, not a curated record.